ACGUUGAAUGCGAUGAGUCGUCGAUUGCAUUGAAAGCAAAACAAAUAAAACAAACAUUUGUUUUGGUAUUGAUUUCAACGUUUGAUUUGAUUGUCGACUAAAUUAUGGACACAUUUGCCGUAAAAUGCGAUCACAAGACGAGAAAGUGAUGCUUUCAAACAGCGGUCAAUCAGUGGACAACUACUCAUCAUUUGACAGCUUAAGACAUAAACAGUCAUCCGAUGAGGACAUGAUCGACAUUAAGAGCGCUUCCGACCUCGAGGUCAACAAUACGGUUGACAUGAAAGGCUUUAGUGCCGCAUGUCUUACAAGUAAUGCCACAAACCUUUUGAUACAAUUAGACAAUAAUGAGACCAAUCAUGAAAGCAAUGAAUAUAAUGACAAUGCAUUUACAAGGAGUGGCACUAACAAUGACUUCCGCUCGACAUCCAGUCCAUCGACCACUUCUUCGUCGGCCAAUGAGUUCACAGAAUUCGAUAGAUUUAUUAAAUACACAAAUAAUCCUAAUUCGAGUCCCACUCGAGAAAUGGAGGCCGAAUUGCCUCCCAAUCAGAGCCAUUACGAGGACUUCCACACAAUCGACUGGCAGAGAGACAUCGCGAGGGAUCGCAUGAGACACCGGUUUAUUGUGAAGAGAAAACACAACUCCAUUAUAGAGAUGCUUAAGUCAACGCACGACGCGUGGAGUGGUUGGCUGUGUGUGCUUUUGGUGGGCAUCAGUGCCGGUGCGGUCGCCGGUGUGAUCGAUAUCGGCGCCGGUUGGAUGAAAGACCUGAAGGACGGCAUAUGUCCCGCAGCUUUCUAUUUGAAUCGAGAACAGUGUUGUUGGUCUUCGAACGAUACGGAACUCGAAGGUACUCUGUGGACAGACCAUUGCGAGCAAUGGAAGACUUGGCCGCAACUCAUAGGUCUGAAUGAGAAGUCGGCAAUCGUGGGCUCGUAUAUAGUUUCGUACUUUUUCUACAUCUUGUGGUCAUUCAUAUUUGCUUUGUUGGCCGCGUCUUUCGUGCGGACAUUCGCGCCGUACGCCUGCGGCUCAGGAAUUCCAGAGAUUAAGACAAUACUCUCCGGAUUUAUCAUUAGAGGCUAUUUAGGCAAAUGGACGCUUACUAUUAAAUCAUUGGGAAUGAUGUUAACGGUAGCGGCGGGUCUAUCACUGGGAAAAGAGGGCCCUCUCGUCCACUGCGCCUGUUGUAUAGGAAAUAUAUUCAGUUAUUUAUUCCCCAAAUACGGCAAAAAUGAGGCCAAAAAGCGUGAGAUAUUAUCGGCCGCGUCGGCGGCCGGCGUUUCCGUCGCUUUCGGUGCACCGAUCGGAGGGGUGUUGUUCUCACUCGAAGAGGUCUCCUAUUAUUUUCCACUUAAAACUUUGUGGCGAAGUUUUUUCUGCGCAUUAGUCGCCGCUUUUGUCCUCCGAUCCAUCAAUCCUUUCGGCACUGAACAUUUGGUGAUGUUUUACAUCGAUUACACGCGUCCGUGGAUUCUCUUUGAAUUGGUUCCGUUCAUAAUGUUGGGCGUCUUCGGCGGUCUAAUUGGCAAUAUAUUUAUUAAAGCGAACCUCCGUUGGUGUCAACACAGGAAAUACUCAAACCUCGGCCAAUACCCCAUCAGCGAAGUGUUGGCCGUAACGCUGAUCACAGCAGUGAUCGCAUUCCCCAAUCCCUACACUCGCAUGAAUUCGUCCGAUUUGAUCAAAAUGUUGUUCAGUCCGUGCGGUAUCGCCGACGAGACCCCGCUUUGCAACUAUUACCGCAAUUUCACUAACGUUAACGAACACGUCCAGAUCGCUCAGGCGGGGCCCGGCGUAUACCAGUCCCUCGGGCUCCUCAUUCUGGCGCUUAUAUUCAAAUUAGUGAUCACUAUAUUCACGUUCGGAGUCAAAGUGCCCGCCGGUCUGUUCAUCCCGUCGUUAGCGAUGGGCGCUAUAAUGGGCCGAAUAGUGGGCAUAACGAUGGAACAAAUCGCUUAUAAUUACCCCAAAUGGUGGGUCUUUCAGGACGCGUGCUCUAACUCUGGCGAGAGCUGUAUGAGUCCCGGACUCUACGCAGUGGUGGGCGCGGCUGCUUGUCUGGGAGGUGUGACCCGAAUGACAGUGUCUUUGGUGGUGAUAAUGUUUGAGUUGACGGGUUCUGUCAACUUCAUUGUACCCCUAAUGUCGGCCAUAAUGGCUGCCAAAUGGGUGGGCGACGCGUUGGGGAAGAAGGGUGUCUACGACGCCCACAUUGAACUCAAUGGCUAUCCAUUCCUCGACAACAAGGAAGAGUUCCCGCACACGACUAUAGCCGCCGACGCCAUGAGACCCAAACGAAACGAACCGCCGCUCGCAGUACUCACUCAGGACUCCAUGACUGUCGACGAUAUCGAUAAUCUCUUGAAGAGUACAAACCAUAAUGGCUUUCCUGUUGUCGUUUCGCUCGAAUCCCAAUAUUUGGUGGGAUUUGUGUCGCGAAAGGACUUGAGUUUAGCGUUAAGUAACGCCAAACGCACGUCCGAAGUGUUUGAGAACUCUGUCGUACUGUUCAGCACUGGACACGUGCCCACAGAUCCCGUUCCUCAUCAGCCCAUUAAAUUGAGACGAGUCGUUGAUUUGGCGCCCAUUACUAUCACAGAUCAGACACCUAUGGAAACAGUGAUCGAUAUGUUCAGGAAAUUAGGUCUGAGACAAGUGCUCGUCACACAUAACGGUCGCUUAUUAGGGAUUAUCACUAAAAAAGACAUUUUAUUACAUCUAAAAGAGUUUGAAGAUUUAGACCCGGAAUCGUGGCGUAAAGUGACGGCUUGUGUGGGUCCGGCCCCCCGUCCCCGUCACGGACACAGAGCCGUCGCCAUCAAAGACUUGAUGAUUGUGUUCGGCGGCGGCAACGAAGGCAUUGUCGACGAAUUGCAUGUCUUCAACACCACAACCAAUCAAUGGUUUGUACCGCAAGUGAAGGGCGAUAUACCGCCCGGUUGUGCGGCCUAUGGGUUCGUAUGCGAUGGGACCCGACUCCUGGUCUUCGGAGGAAUGGUAGAGUACGGCAAGUACUCCAACGAGUUGUACGAACUCCAGGCCAGUCGAUGGGAAUGGAAACGACUUAAGCCGCGGCCCCCUAAGAAUGGGGCCAACUAUCCCUGUCCUCGAUUGGGCCACUCGUUUACACUGAUCGGCAAUCGGGUCUUCCUAUUCGGAGGUCUGGCCAACGAUUCGGACGAUCCGAAGAAUAAUAUUCCCAGGUAUCUGAACGACCUGUUCGUAUUGGAGACGCGGCCCUAUUCUAAUGUAAUGCAAUGGGAACUGCCGACGACGUACGGCACACCCCCUCCGCCCCGAGAAUCUCAUACAGCCGUCGCUUACGUCAGUCCCGACGGCAAGAGUUCUAAACUGAUUAUAUACGGAGGUAUGAGUGGUUGCCGUUUGGGAGACCUAUGGCUUCUGGACAUCGAGUCAAUGACAUGGACUAAGCCUUUAGUCGACGGUAUACCACCCCUUCCACGGUCUCUGCAUUCGGCGACAUUCAUCAAUCAGCGAAUGUAUGUCUUCGGCGGUUGGGUUCCACUGGUCUGUGAGAACGACACGAAAACCGGUGGAAGUGUUCAGGAGAAGGAGUGGAAGUGUACCAAUACAUUGGCUGCGCUUAACUUAGAGACAAUGACCUGGGAAUUCAUUACCAACGAGUCGUUUGAUGACUCUGUGCCGCGCGCCAGAGCCGGCCACUGCUCGGUGUCUAUCAGUACGCGACUGUAUGUGUGGUCGGGUAGGGAUGGGUAUCGGAAGGCGUGGAACAAUCAGGUCUGUUGUAAAGACUUGUGGUAUUUGGAGACCGAGAAACCUCCGGCGCCCACAAGAGUACAACUGGUGAGAGCGGCCACCAAUACGUUGGAGAUCUGUUGGGGCGCCGUUCCCACAGCCGACUACUAUCUGCUUCAGAUCCAGAAGUACGACAUCCCUCCCAACCAACAAACACAGUCCGCCGCCGGCGCUCAUCCGCCGGGCAUUCCUUUAGCUAAGACGCCGAUCGCUGUCACGCCUCCCAUCACUCCUCCCGUCACUCCUAAAGGCAUGCAUCAGAUCAACGCAAUGCCGAGUGCACCCGUUAUCACCUCUCAUACGACACCCUUAACCAAUGCACCGACCGGUCAAUUGUCAGGAAUGGCUGCGUUGGCGGCAGCGGCUGCGGCCACACAGAAAAUGGCGACACCAACGCUGCAGACCGUAUCGACUCCACCCGCGACUCCCACUAUCUCUCAAACGGCUGUUCGCGUGAUUACACCCCAACAGUUACAACAAAUACAGACCACAAGCGGUCAGACUAUUAAAUUAGCUUCGGGUUCAGUUCAGGGCGGACAACAGAUCAGACUGAUUACUCCCGGACAGUCUGUCGGCGGAACCAAACAGAUAAUUGUACAGAAAGCGGGACAGGGAGGCACUGGUCAGCCACAGCUGAUGACUUUGGUUAAGACAGCGCAGGGCCUAACGUUAGCGCCGGCGGGUACUAAAGGCGGACAAGUGGUGAAACUGGUGGCCUCUCAACCCGGGCAGAAGCCGGGAACGCCGACUAUCAUUCACGCCACACAGUCUCAGUUGAUUCAGUUCGCAAACACCCUCACCAAUGCAACCGCCGGUCAAAGAGUUAUGACAACUGUUAUGAAAACCAUGGGAACAAAUGUUCAAUCGGUGGACAGUUUGCCCAAAACAGUAAUGUUAUCGACUGGAAAGGCGGGCACCACAACCACCUCAACGCCAGCAAAGAUAGUGACCGGCCCUCAAGGCGUUAAAAUGAUUGUCGUUCAGACUCCACAACAGGCCGGAGCCGCACAACAGUCGCAGACUGUCAUCAUUGGCGGUCAAGGAGGCCAACAGACCACUGGUCAGCCAUUUACGCUUCAACUGCCGUCUUCACUAUUACAGACGGCCACCGGAACCGGCGGCACGAAAACGAUUACAAUCCCCGCGUCAGCCCUCAAGUCUGGAAUCGCUGGCGGAACUCCUAAGAUAGUGUUGGCUUCCGGUUCCACAUUACCUCCUGGUGUUCGUAUUGUGCAGACGGGCGCCGGAAACACGAUGACAUCGGGCGGUCAACGAGUUGUCUUCCUUUCAUCGGCGUCGGCCACCACUCCCACUGGAACUAUCGUCACGAGACCCGCGUCUACAUUAACACCAACGGCAACGGCGGCCGCAACCCUUGUCAAAGCCGAAGCCGCGACACCUAAAAAGAUUCCUCAAUUGGACGGCGCGGACGACGAGCCCGAAACCGAGGACACAAAACCUGUUGUUUCUAAAACAUCUAAGAGUACACUCGAAUCGGCGCUAUUAGGUCAGGGAAGUGGCGCCCCGUCGGCCACUAGUGGUCUGAAAGUGGAAAUGCCGGGCGCAGCGCCUCCUUUGCAAAUGCUUUCUGACGAUCCCGACCCGCCCUCUGCUGUUAAGACAGAGCCUAAUACAGACUCCGAUCCUUUGGCGACACUGGCGUCGGCCGCUAUCUCCUCGGCGGUGACCAAUGGUGUGCCGACACUGAAUGCGGUGAAACCAGCGAUUGUCAAACAGCCGCUUAAGAAUAAGAACCAGUGGUACGACGUGGCGAUACUGAAGACCAAUCAGUGCACAGUUCAGAACUUUUUGAUGGCUCCGGAAGGGCUCGACAAACGGGAUCCGGACGUGGAUUUCGAUUCGAAUACAGUCCCAAAUUUUACUAAUUAUAUGAAAGCAGAUCUCGAACCCGGAACCGCUUAUAAGCUUAGGGUCUGCGCAGUCAACGCCUGCGGACGCGGCUCUUGGAGCGAGAUUUCGGCCUUUAAAACAUGUUUACCCGGAUAUCCCGGCGCCCCCUCUGCCAUCAAAAUAACAAAGAGCGCCGAAGGGGCGCACCUCUCGUGGGAAGCGCCGCACUUGACUUCUGGAGAGAUCACCGAAUAUUCAGUCUAUUUGGCCGUAAAGUCCGCGACAACGGGUGGCGGACAGCAAACGGUAACCUCGAAUCCGAACCAAUUGGCGUUCGUUCGGGUCUAUUGCGGUCGUAUGGCUUCGUGUACUGUCGGGAACACACAUUUGGCGACCGCACACAUCGACACCACAACAAAGCCGGCGAUCAUUUUCCGAAUCGCCGCUCGCAAUGAGAAGGGCUACGGACCGGCCACUCAAGUCAGAUGGCUUCAGGACACGGCCAACGCCACGCCCGCCGCCAAACCCGCACCCAAAAGGGCGUCCACUGCCGCAGCCAACGAACAUACUGCAAAACGGACUAAAACUGAAGCACAAUAA
Medioppia subpectinata is the source of this 6235-nucleotide messenger RNA. Lineage: Eukaryota; Metazoa; Arthropoda; Arachnida; Sarcoptiformes; Oppiidae. The record is from the annotation of a GenBank genome assembly.